AUCUUCAAGUUAAAGCUAUUUCACCUUUUCUACAACUUUCUGAGGCAUAUAAAGCAGGUAUAUGCCCUUCUUAAAAAGACAAAAACAAGGACAAAGUAAAUGACUUGCUCAAUACCAGCAAAUCAGUGGUAGAGCUGGGUCUCCUGCUUCCGGUACCGCAAUGACAAUAGAAUUUCCAACUUACAUUAUAAACUUCACAUAGUUUUUUUCUUACCCCUUGAGGUUAAAGAUGGGAUAUAGCCAAAGGUACAUUGAUUACUCAUGCUUCAGCUGGGCAGAAACAGAAAUUAAUUUCAUCUGUAUUACUCUCAUGAUUUUCUGUUCUCAAAAUUACAGUUCCUCUUAACUGCAACUGUAAUCCCUGUCACUUUCCAUUAUGGAAUGAGGAAGCAAUAUUUUAUCUUAUCUCUUGAAAAUUGUGUUGAAAUGGAAACUAUUUCCCUUGGUAAUUAGUAGCAUUUUUCUUUAGACUCUUGGGAAAUUCACUUUAAUAUAAAAACAAUUUGCCAUUGUUAUCAUAUGUAUUCAUCAAAGGGCCAAAUAUAUGGUUAAUGCUAUAGAGUUUGCUAAACAUUUAUUAUAAUUUUAACCAGUCUCUGCAUUUAGAGAGGAAAUUAAAAAUUCAUGUUAACUACUUCAGCAUGAAAGAUUUCCAAAGUUUUCAUUCUAACUGUUAACAUUCAGCCCAUAAGCUAGAGUUUCUUGAAUGUUUACUCUUAGCCAGGCAUUGUUGCUAAACACAUUACAAUUAUAUUUAAUAUUUACUAAAACCCUAAAAAAGUAGCUGCUGCUUAUGAUUCCCCAUUUUACAGCCAGGUAUCAUAUUCAACAGUAAAUACUGUCUUCUUCCUCCCCUUCAGCUUCUGGACUUUCUGAGCAGCCCCGGUCAGCACAAGAUGGACCCCGUAGUCUUGAGUUACGUGGACAGUCUACUGCGGCAAUCAGACGUUUCACUUUUGGAUCCUCCAAGCUGGCUCAAUGACCGUAUUAUUGGAUUUGCCUUUGAGUACUUUGCCCACCAUCAGUUUCGUGACUGCUCUGACCAUGUCUGCUUCAUCAGCCCUGAAGCCACACAGUUCAUCAAGUGCGCUAGCAGUCCGGUGGAGAUCGCCGUGUUCCUUGAGCCCCUGGACCUCCCCCACAGGGGAGUUGUGUUUCUAGCCAUCAAUGACAAUUCCGACGAGGCAGCUGGGGGAACCCACUGGAGUUUGUUGGUUUAUCUCCAAGAUAAAAGUAGCUUUUUUCAUUAUGAUUCCCAUAGCAGGAGCAACUCCCUCCAUGCCAAGCAGGUAGCAGAGAAACUGGAGGCUUUCUUAGGUAGAAAAGGAGACAAACUGGCCUUUGUGGAAGAGAAAGCCCCUGCUCAACAAAACAGCUAUGACUGUGGGAUGUAUGUGAUAUGUAACACUGAGGCCUUGUGUCAGAACUUCUUCAGGCAACAGCCACAAUCACUGUUGCAGCUACUCACUCCUACAUAUAUCACAAAGAAAAGGGGAGAAUGGAAAGAUCUCAUUGCCAAACUUGCUAAAAAUUAGAUCUUGAAGUAUAUUUGUGACUUUUGAAGUCUCCUCUCUCUGCCUGUCCCCGUUUAUUAGAUGGCUGCAAUCUCAGUGCCUGGGGGGAGAUGCCUGGUAAAAGGAAGCUUGUUGUUCUUAUUUUUUCCUGAAAGAAAGUUGUCCUCCGCGUUAUCCUAAUGGAAAGUUUCACUUUAACCCUAACUUGAGAGCAAUAUGUUCUGUGAAAACAUCUUAAAGUUAUGCACUAAAACCUUAAAACCAAGCUAUCUUUUAACAUUUAUUGAUUCCCUUUUGGUCUCCCUUAUCCACAUUGGCUCAUUCCAGAGGAAAAGCAGUGAUCUGUAAACAAACCAUGCACAUAAGAAAUCUAGAGAAAUGCAGGAAGAACACUGCAGAGGAACCAAAACCUCCCUGCACAGCCCACAUAUUUAAAGAGACCAGCUGACUAGAAACAGAGCAAGACUUAACCUAAUUCAAGAUCUAAAUAUUAUGAGAAUCGAUUAUUUAGUUCUGGGGUAAUCUCUUCCAUUCACCAUGCAAAGGCUUUCCCGGCCACCUCUGUAACCUUUGCAGAUAUUUGAUAAAGGUGAUGGGGUGAUGGUAGCCUAUCUUCCCCCAUCUGAUUUCCCUGAAGGCUUUAAGAAAAGGGAAAUCUUGAGUAUCUGCAUCAAAAUAAAUGGCUGUAGCGGACCUUUCCGUUUGCUCAGUGAGUGAGUCGACUUCCUACUCUGAAUUGGUAACAGCUUCUGUUCACCCUGUCUGUUAGCCAUGCAUACACUCCUUCCUUAUAUCCAAAGAUCUAUGGUUUUAAAACUUAUAGCUGAUGACUUCCCAAGGAUACCUGUCAUUUCAGAUAAAUAUUUCUGCUCCCUCUCCUCUCUAUCCUUAACCUGGCAGAACUGUUCUCAGUAUGUCAUGGUGAUUUCAGGAAUGCUAUUGUAUGUACAACUUGCAGACUAUAAAUUGGUUUGUUUUUGAGAUGUAAAGGAAGAAAAGUGACCUUUCUCGACCCUUUCACUUAAUUCAAAAUGCAAUGUAAUUUUUUUAAUGUAGAACCGAGAGUAAAAAGAAAUGCAAUCCCUCCUAAAUCACUGAUGUUUUUUUUCAGAGUUGUUUCAAAUAACUAAUAACCAGAUGAUAUGUUGGGUACACACAUUAAUUCUGUUCCUAAUGAGAAUUAGAUUACAAUGCACAUGAGACUUGGAAACCCGAGAUUAGUUUCAGCUAUGAAAUUUAUUUCAGCUCCCUCCCCAGCUUGACCCUGCCCCCAGCCUGCAGAGCCCAAAAUAACCUUACCACUCAGUGACCACAGAGACAGUAAUUCAGUUCCUUUUAGUCAGGGACAGAAACGAAGUGUAAAUAAUACAGGUUACAUAGCAGGCCUGAAUGAACACAAGUUGAAACAAAGUCAAAGAAAGCUAUGAAAAAGUUCCCAGUAUAUUUUGGAUAAAAAGUAGACAAAUGGAAAAUGGGGGCAGGAAAAAAGAUAAGGAGGUAUCUCAGCAGGGGACAGCAAGAGUGAGGUUUCUGGGGCCAUGAGUAUAGACAAGAUAAUAAAGCAGUCCUAUUUCAAUAUACUGUUGAUAUAGGCAUCUACGCUAGACAGAGAGUCAAAUCCUCUGUGGGAAAAGCUGUCAAUCUGAUAAUGCAACAUAUGUCUGUUUAAAUGUCAGAUUGUCUCUCAUCAAUACAUAGGAGAGCAAUCUUUUCUAACUCUUAAGAUUAGUCCCAGAAAUAAGUCAUUCUUUGGAACUAAAUUAGUAAAGUCUUUUUAAAAAAAGAUAAACACAGACUAUGCCACAGGUGAGUCUCCUUCCAUAAAACUCUGAGUAUGCCGUGUGUAUGUGUGUGCUUUAUAAAAGGAGAAUUUAAGAGUUUUAGUUUUUCACUAUAUAGUGCAAUAGCCCAAAACUUGUGCACCUACUUGACCAUUUACCAAUGAUGCUACGUGAUGCAAAAUAAGAGGAAGAUCUUCUGUGGUGCUGUACCCCCUUCUUAGUGCGAAAGAGGCCAGUCUACAGAACUCACCUUCAAAAGAUUGAAAAGGAAAGCAGGUUAUUCAGAACUGGAUUGAGCAGUUAUUACACUGAACUGUUCUCAGAUAUUGUACUGCUCCAUCCGUGUACUCACAUUUGUCCAACCUGCAUCUCGUAUGGAAUUUAGAAAGAUGAAUUUCUGUAGAUGGUGGUCAGAAAUAAGUAUCAGAGGGUUUUCUUUUUAACACUGUCCAAAUCAUAAAUAUUUCUGCCCCUUGGCUAGAUAGCUGUUGAAAUUGAUAAGCACUAGGCUUAAUUGGAUCAAAAGAAUUAAAAAAUCACAACUGGAUUAUAUUUCUGAUACCUACCUUAUUUUCAUUCUGUAAUUUUUACUAUAUCCAUAUUGACCAUAUGUUUUAAUAAUAGGUAUUCCAUUGAAAUGACAAAGUAGAAUUUCUCAGUCACAUGGUUAUUUACUGAUAUUGAAAGUUUUCUUCACUGCUUAAAAUGGAAAGGGAGGGGGAAUGAAUAUAUUGACAGAAAUUUACAUGUUGUGGCGCAGGAAAGAGCAAGACUGUUUUAAUCAAAUACAAGUCCUGUCAGGUAUGACUUUGAGCCUCAGGCAAAUUUGAGAUUGCCUGGCCUCAUCUCCAGAAUGAAGAUAGUAGUCUGUUUCAGCCAACACUGCAAGGAUUAGGUAUCAUUUAUAAAGCAUAUAGUGGACAAUCAAAUAAACAUAUUCCCUUUCUGCCUACUGCCCAGUUCCAUUUUAAGAUUGGCAAAAAGUUUAAAAACUAAAUUUUAUAUUACAGCUAAACAGCUAUGCAAAAAAAUGGCCUGAUAAAUACUAUUAUGUACAAAAGAGAAAACUUAUUCAAGGAUUGUAAACAGCAACAACUAAUCUUUGUGUCAUUUUACAACAUGCAAGUUACUUUAUUAUAUAUAAUUAGUAUACAUGUUCUCAUUUAAUUGUCAUAUCUUUCUCUGUUUAUAGAUAAACAAUCUCAGAGAAGCACAAUCACAUGAUUGGAAGUGACAGGGCCUCCACUUCCCCACACUAUUUCACCUAAUUCCUUUCUCCCUUUUCUGAGAAAUUGGUGGCAAGAACUCCUUGCUUGAACAUUUCAAAUGUAAUCUGGCCUGACUGUACAAAUUUCAUAAAUUCUGCUGGUAUGUUACAGAAACCAAUAAUGAGAAAUUGUCUUCUCAAUUAACUUCCAGUAACAGAACCUACAUAACAACUGGUUUUGCUUUAUACUUUAGGUCAUAUUUGGAUCACCUCCUGAUUACUGAUGGAUCUACUGAUCUAAGGCAUUUUGAAAGUCCUACAUUGUACUUCCUUUCAGGUUACAUGUAUAUGAAAGAUGGCAGGUAGAACAAAAGCAGCAGUCUAGGGAAUCUCAUAAAAAAAGAGAGGGCUUAAAGGAAUUGGGUCAAAUUAGUGUAGCCAAGCAAAGAUGGGGCACUCUACAGAAGUGGGAAGAUUGGUCACUGACUUCCAAAAUGAGACAGAUGAAAUUCCAGUAAGAAAAAGUCACGUGCUAUGUAUAUUUAAAUGAAAUUUCCUUCUGUAAGGAAACUAACAUGUCAGAGUUAAAAGGAAGUGGUAGCCAACUUCACUAUCACUAGCAGGGAAGAGUUACCAUUACUCUGGAAAAGAUCAAUCUUAGAUCCUGCAGUUUGUGUUAAAAGACAAGGGAGAAUAACUUUCUGGCUCUUUGCCCUCUGUGUUCAAACAAAGCAACCUGUGUUUGGAGGAAAGCCCUUUCCCCAUGAUGCAAGCUGGGAUAAGGUUUUGUGCCCCAGGCUAUGCAUCCCUAGCCAGUUCACAUCCCAGCUCUCUGCAGCUACUGUCUCAAUCUUCAUUCCUCAAACCUGUGCAGCCCUCAGCUCCUGCACUCCAACUUCAGAAAGAAAAGUAGGAACUACCAUGAACUUCACUUUCCACCAAAUCUGCAAACGUACCUACAUGUGUGCCCAUCUGUAAGCCUUCCUCCCUCCUACUGCAGUGACCCUCACAGCGAGGGCCAAUCCCCUGCCCUGUGCAAAGGGAUUUCUUGCAAACAAUUCCUUCACAGAUACAAGCACAUCAUCACCCUCUCUCUGCCAGCUCCUUUCCAUCAACAUUUAGAUCAUAGAAGUAUUAAAUCUCCCCCUCUUUAAAAAUAAAUAAAAGCACAACUUCCUAUCUCCCUCUAUAUGCUGACUUUUCUGCCUUCCUCCUUUUCCAGCCAGAUCUGAAGUGUCACGAGUCCUCAGCUCCCUCCCACUUCUCAACCCAGUUGAAUCUAGACUCUGCUCCCACACUCUACAAAAACACUGACGAUUAUUUUACUAGUACUCCUUGCAACAUUAAAUCCUCCUUUUCAAAUCACUGUUCCUUUAACUGAUGUGAUGAUACCUACUUUUCCUACGUACUGCUCUGACCACUCUUAUUUGCUAGUUUCUUCUCUGCUUGCUGUAGAUUCUCAGGGUUUUGCCCCCAAAACCUUCUACUCAUUCUGUGCACAUUUCCUAGCGUCUCCUAUCCAUUCUCCAGGCCAGCCACAGAUUUGGGCACUUCAGACCUGUACUUCUCUCCUGAACUCUCCCUAACUUCUACCUGUAGAUCCCUGUAACAGCCUGCCAGACAUUUUCCCUUGGGUAUUUCCAAGGCUAUCCAAACCUACUAAAUCCCAAAACUCAUCUUCUCCCGUCAAGCUUGCUCUAUCAGUAUUCCUUACCUCUGCCCCACCCAGUUCUAGCCAGAAAUCUAGGAGCCGUCCUUGGCUUCUCUCUUCACAUCUAUCAAUCUCCUAGUCAUGUUGAUUCUACAUCUUAAAUAUCCUUUAAAUCCAUAUAUUUCUGUCACCAAUGCCACCACUCCAGUCCAAAUGACCAUGAUCUUUCAUCUGGACUGCCCAAGUCCUUUCUUACAUGGUCCUCCGGUAUUCGUGCGUACUCUCCAGUCCAUUUUAUACCCUGCCAACAUCUUCAGUAAGGCUCCGCACAAUCUGCCCCUCCUGUUUCUGCCUCUUCACAAGUCAGACCACUCCUGCCCUCGUUUACUGUGCUCCAACUCUGCAGACCUUUUAGUUCCUCCAAUGCAACACAUUUUCUCCCCUUAAAGCCUUCCUGCUUGCUCCUCUCUCCCCCUCUAACCAUCCCACACUCUUCCCUGGGGAAAUUCCAAUGUGAUCUCCUCCUUAGAGAAAUCUUCCCUGAUGCACCAGACUAGGUCGCUUUCCUUGUUGAACAGUUCCCAAGGAUCACGAACCCUCUCGGUGUGCCCCAAUCACAUAUAAUUUUUGGUGUUCUAUUUCUUUUUCCACUAAACUGUAAAAGCCCUAGAGACCAGAAACCAUGUCUUAUUCAUACAUCAUUGAAUCCCUGCUGCUUAAUAUAGUGCCUGGCACAUAGACCCUGGUUGUUACUUGUUGAAUGGAUAAAUACAAAUAUAGAAGCAAUUUAUCAAAACAGCCCAUCAUCCUUCCAGGGCAAUGCAGCAGAAAUCAAAAUGCCAUGUUAGUCAGCAAAAUAUUUCAUGCUUGCAUAAGAGAAAGCUAUUGUGGGGGUAGAGUUUGAUGAACUUAGGCAACCUUACAGAAUAGGGAACUCACUAAACAUGUAACUCUAACCAUGGGCGUCUUCAAUUAAUCUGCUGAUUUCUUAGAGGUUUUCACAUUUCACAUAGUUGUAACCCAUGUAUAAGCAUAUUUUAGUUCUGAUUUUUGCCUUUUCCACCCUUAAAUGUUUUUAUGUUUAAAGGUAGCAUGGGGUUUCACCUAGGUAACAGGCCAUGAUGUUCUUAGCCAUCUCCCCACUUUGGGGCUUGCUGGCUACUUCUGACGUUGUCAUGAAUAGCACUGCUGCAAACACUCUUCAUAAAUAACUCCUUCAUUCCAUAUUAUCUCCUUGAGGAAUACAAAAGUGGAACUGAGACAUCCCUUCAUAUAGAUAGCCAGAGAGUUCUCGAAAGAAUCAGUGUAUAGCACCAUUAAUGUGUUAUAUAUAUAUGUGUAUCUAAUUCUAAGUAGCCCUACCAACAUUAGGUUUUAUACAUGUUUAAAUUCAUUCCUUGAAAUUUAGUAGAUAAUAACGAACAUUUAUUGGCUCUUUCUAUGGUCCAGAGACUUACAAGCAUUUCACAUGAAUUUUCCUAUUUAAUAAUGACCCAAACCUGUAAGGUAAGUACUACUAUCCCCCUUUUAGAGAUGAGAAAACUGAGGCUUAGAGUUGCCCGAGUUAAGUAAAUUGAUGAGGUUCAGAUGCAGAUGUACUGAUUCCAGAGCAGCAGCCUGUACUCUUGACCACCAUGACAUACUGCCUCCGGUUGAUUGUUGGUAGUAGUAGUGGGGGAUUUUUUUUGUUUUGUUUUAAUUAUUUACCUAAAAGGAAAAUUUUGUGCUGUUAAGCACAAAAACUGAAUGUGGCUUUUCUGGUUUCAGGAGCACAGCAUAAACUAUUGCUAGAGAGCCUGUUUGUUGCGGUGUAAAUAUCUAGAUAGACCUUUUUUGGCUGAGACACAUCAACUCCCUGGGUUUAGCCUGAGUGGGCCCGGAGGUUAUAAAGAGACAUCGGUCUCUAAAUAAUAAGAGGAAAGAAAUUUGGAUUUUCAUUGGAUGUCCUAGAAAAAGAGAAUGAGACUAGGAAAGAAAGAAGUGGAGGGAGGCUGGUGAAAAGAAAUGAGAUGGGGUGCAUGCUAGAGACAUAGCAGGAGUCAGGGCCUCCUGGAGAACAUGGACAGUGAGAAGCUUCCUGAGACAGUAGGGAAUGGCUGUUAAAUUUCUACAAGCAGUCAUGCAUGCAUUGAAUUUGAGGUUUUCUGCCUUGUGCUAUCAUCUUCCUUUAACUCCAAACCUUUUGUGCAAUUUGGGUACAUCUGACCAUUCAGUGCAAAUCAUUUGGAGGAAUGAAGGAUGAGCAAGAGGGCAACAGCCAAAGGAACAGGAGACAACAUACAAGCAGGCUGCACCAUGAUCUGACGCAGGACAUACAGAAGCAACCUUGGAAACACUUGGAAAAAUUGAGGUCCCAGGACUUCCCACAGUGGUUGGAAAUGGAGCUCAGGCUAUUUUUGUAUCAAAAGAAUGACCCUUUAAAUUAAAUUGCUUGCAGUUGUCCAAAUUGGAAACUACUGGGUCACAUUCAAGUAGAAAGAACUUUUGAUGAGCCACAAUAAAAGAAAUUUGAUUAGCGGCAUUUGCCAGUCUCCUCCUUGAUAAUGGUGAUGAGCUCCCAGAAUGCCAAACUCUCCUGGUUUUCCUCCUUCCUCAUUAGGUACCCAACCAUUUCGUUUGCUAUUUCUUCCCUUUCUUCUUGAUCCUUACUUAUGGUGGAGCACAGGGCUUAGUCCUCCAUCCUCUCCUCUAUCGACACUCGGCCCCUUGGUGAUCUCAUCCAUUCUUAUGCUUUUAAAUACCAUCCAUAUGUCAACUGUUUCCAAAUUUGUAUCUCCCAGCCUUCACUCCUGAGCUCCAGACCCACAUAGCUUAUUGCCCACUUGGCAGCACCACUUGGAUGUCUAGAACUCACC
This is a messenger RNA of Manis javanica (Malayan pangolin), 9008 nucleotides long. Lineage: Eukaryota; Metazoa; Chordata; Mammalia; Pholidota; Manidae. The record is from RefSeq and is a predicted model, not a curated record.